AUGAAAAAAGCUAAAUUGAAGAGAUCCAAUAGCUCCGCGGUAAAAGCGCCAAUGCCAAAAGAAAUCGCACCUAAGGCAAAAAAGGUUGAAAGUAUCCAACAAGAAAGUAUCGAAUCAGAUGAAGAAUAUGUAGUGUACAAAGUGGACAGCCCUAAAGUCAUCAGCAUUUCCAAUGAUUCUAAAACUCCGACCGGCAACCCCACAAGUGAUUAUACUCCUCGAAAAUUUAACCAAAAUCCAAGUUCAGCACCUUUUAAAAAGAUAGCGCAGUGUGAUCAAAUUAUAAGCAAUCAGAAUGACAAGGACACUCUAAAAGGUGAUUUUCCUAUUAUAAAGCCGCAGCCACAAAUAAUUCUAUAUGACGAAAACGAGGAUUAUGAAAGUUUACCAAACCUCGAGCCUCCAAAUCAUGAAUUACUCCAAAAGGAAGUUUUAAUAAGCAAAUAUGAGUUAAAUUUAAAGGAAAAAGAAAAUGUAAUAAACAAAUAUCAGGCAAAUUUAAAAGAUCAAGAAAAUGUAAUAAAAAAAUUAAAUACAGAAAUUGAUAAGAAAAAUGAAGAAAAUAAACAGCAAAAGCAAGCUUUUGAGUCGAUUCUUAAGCUUGCUUUGAGCCUUUCUUUAUAUUUAGAUUCAAAAGCUUUAAUAAAAAGUGAAAAUUCUCGUGAAAUUUUAUGAGAAGCUCAAGCAUUGAGCAAAUCCUUUAAAAACGAUAAAAGACUGCAGAAAAUUAGUGAGAAUACUGAAAAAUCUGUGAUGUGCAUUUAUUGUGCUAAAAAUAUAAGUGAGAUGUUUCUUUCUUGCUCUCACAGCUAUUGUAAGAAAUGCAUUUACGACAUCCUGCACUUAGGAACAAAUGGCCUUUUCUUUUUAACAACUUAUGAAAAACAAAAAUAUGGAGUUUUCUGUAGAGAAUGCAAUAAAACUAUUGAAGAAGAUGACAUAAAGAGCAUACUAAACGCCGAUGACUGACAAAAUUGAGAAAACCUCCGCAACCAAAGGCAGAUUGACCAAGAAAACGAGUUUGAGCGCUUAAAAUUAUGCCAAAAAUGCAAAAUCAAAAAAGACGUAUCACUUUUCUAUCAUAGAGACCCCUGCAAGCACAUGUGCAAAGAAUGCAUCCUUGAAUCAAUUUCAGAAGGAAAAACAACGUGUAUUUGCUUAAAGAAGUUUACUUUUGUUCAAGUUGCCAAACAAGAGUUAGGCAUUUGUGAUGGAUGCAAUCAAGAGCUCAGCUACGUUUAUGAUUACUUGACCACUCUUUGUGAUGGACAUAAGCACUGCAAAAAAUGCUUGAAGGAAGUUUAUGAAACUGAUAUGUCAUGCAAAGUUUGCCAAAAGCAGCUUAAUGGAGCUUCGUUUGAAAAGUUGAUGAAGGUUGUUCGGAGACAGUGUGAAAAUUGCCAGCAGUACUUUGAAAAAGAGCAUUUUGUCAAAAAAGCAUGCUGCGAUUCAAAUAUUUGUAUAGUGUGUCAAGGACAGAAAGAGAAUAGCAAGCUUUGUAUGGUUUGCAAUAGUCUGCUUGAAGGUCCUGUUUGUAAGCAGAUUAUGGAUGUUGUUAAACUGAGAGAAAAUAUGCGAGAUGCUGCAAAAAUUCUGGAAAAUUAA
Blepharisma stoltei is the source of this 1605-nucleotide messenger RNA. NCBI's taxonomy places the organism in Eukaryota, Ciliophora, Heterotrichea, Heterotrichida, Blepharismidae. The record is from the annotation of a GenBank genome assembly.